Molecule: messenger RNA, 1524 nt
Organism: Trypanosoma rangeli
Lineage: Eukaryota; Euglenozoa; Kinetoplastea; Trypanosomatida; Trypanosomatidae
Exons: 1
Coding region: 1-1524 (507 amino acids)
Source: RefSeq, a predicted model, not a curated record
AUGUCAUCUUGUGUGGCAACGGAGGGGCGGAGGCUGUAUGACCCCAACACGGAGGGCGUUGGCUGCACCCGAGAACAGCAGGUGCUGUUAGAGCUCAAAACCCUUCUCGGGUGGACGCCGUCAGUGACGCUUGACGCCUCUGUUGACGCCUUCAUCCUCCGGUAUUUGUCUGCGGUGCACUUCUCCGUUUCGGAGGCGGCGGCUCUGCUGAAGCAACGGCGCUCCUAUGAGGUGAGUUUGCCCUCACUACAUAUCACCGCCCCGGUGGUGGAUGUUUUGCGCAGUGGUGCAGUCUCUGUCAUUGGCCGUGACGUGUUGGGUCGGCCAGUUCUGUACGUCACGACCCACCACAUCUCUCAGUCUGUGCUUGAGACCGAAGAUUUGCAGCGCCUCGUUACAGUGCUGAUGGAGUACAUGCUGUCGUACUGCGCGCAGGCGCCUGCGUCACCACCAAAUGGAAAUGGGGGUGGAAGCACGUUGCCACAAGAACACCAACAGGAAAUCAUACUUUUAGUGAAUGAGGAAGUUUCAUUGUGGCAUGCCAGCCAGGCGGCACUAGCCAACUUGAACGCCAUCUGCAGCGUUGUUUGUAAAUACUAUCCACGAUUUGUCAGGUUGGUACUUCUCUUUCAGCCUUCAUUGGAUGUACGGCAUGGAAUUAAAGCAGCCUUUGGUAAAAAGUUGGAGGAGUCGAUGCGUGUGGUACAGGUGGUCACACGGGGAAAUAUUCAAAAGUAUAUUGAUCGCUCUGUCCUAACCCUAGAACUGGGCGGUAGCAACACAUCGGUUGCGUCGCCUGAUACAUUUACUGACGCUGUUCUUUCUCACUGGUUCAACGUGAGAAGUUAUUUGACUAUAGAGGACACCAAGACAAGGCCACUGUGGCAGCUUCCACCAUCCUUUGUAAACAUUGGUGACUGGAGCCUUCUCCAGCGCCGUGCAGUGGCCACCACCGCAGCAUCCCCCGUGAUACUCAGCGCAAGAGGCAAUCAGUGUGAGCGCAUAUCAUGCACUUCCCGCCCCUCAACCGCCUUUCUUGGGGCCUCGGAGGAAGAUGAGGGCUUUUGUUCUGCCAUCUCCGAAGGAGAGGAUUUGGCUCACAUCAAUGGUAACCUGUGGGUUACACCCAGGGAUGUCUCUGUUGAUAUUGAUGCAGUGAACAAUACAUCGUCAUCCGUGCUGGUGCAGGAAUUACAGAAGGAGCGGGAUCUUAGAAUAGCGGCCGAGCAGCAGUUAAAGAAAAUUCGGCUUGGUAUUACGCUUGAUUUGGCAAUAGCAACGGAGGUCGAACGGACCCUCACAUGCAUACACUCAGAGUUGAAUGUUCUUGUAGGAAAUGUUGUUGUUCGCGCAAAAGAUGCGGCUGCAAACGGCUCUCCCCCAACCCUUGUGCAACUUCUCGAUUUGACACUAUCGGCGUUAGAGCUGGCGGCUCAUAAAGUGCAGCGUGUUCCGGCGAUGAAGUUUGCGGUGUCUGUGAGCCAAACCACACCGCCUAGCACAUCUUGUUGCUGCAUGAUGUAG